Diachasma alloeum is the source of this 747-nucleotide messenger RNA. RefSeq lists its product as uncharacterized. NCBI's taxonomy places the organism in Eukaryota, Metazoa, Arthropoda, Insecta, Hymenoptera, Braconidae. The transcript has 2 exons. The coding region runs from base 1 to 747 and encodes 248 amino acids. The record is from RefSeq and is a predicted model, not a curated record.
AUGCAGUCUAUCUGGUGGUGUUGUUGUGUCUUGAUUUUUGUGGGUAUGGGACAGGGUUAUCGUCAGGAUGACAAGGAAUACGCGAGGGAUCCGUGGAGGGGAAUACCGAUGAUAUGCUCGGUUGAGGACCCUAAGAAUAUAUCGAUAUCUUGUCAUGGUGUGAGGAUUGUUAAACGCGUUAUACAACAGCUGUUGGAGAGUGCUGUUCACGCGCCGCGCAUUCAAAUCACCGAGGGCAUCAGCAUUGUCGAGGCUGAUGACGGGGUGAGGAGGGGCAGGACCAUGAAGAACUCGAUCUUGGGGCUGCUGCAGGGACGGGAGCUGAGGGUGAAGCUGCCUAGCUUGCUACCCGCGAAUUUUGAGGAGGUUGUCACGGGCAGCCUGCCUAGUGCGAGGAGCGGCGGGGGUGGCGGCCUUGGGGGGCUUGGAGGCGGUGGCAAGAAGGGCGGGAAUAACUUCAUGAUUCUCGCUUUGAUGAUGGGAAAAAUGUUGGGUGCCAUGGGUUUUGGUGCCCUCGGCCUGCUAGCCGGAAAAGCGUUAAUGGUGUCCUCCCUAGCGCUGAUGCUAUCACUGAUCGUGGCAGCCAAGAAAUUCGCGAGUUCCGGAAGCUCCGACGGUGGCCAUCACGUUGUAUAUGCUCAAGAAGUAAGCAGUGGUCACGGACAUCACACGAAGAGGAGUACAGAUGAUCCAGAGCUCUCGCCCUACAGCGGCUAUUAUCCAACUGCAACAGCUAAAUCAAUUUAA